Messenger RNA from Lucilia sericata (common green bottle fly), 1799 nucleotides. Its product is annotated as neuropeptide SIFamide receptor-like. The coding region runs from base 726 to 1799 and encodes 357 amino acids. The record is from RefSeq and is a predicted model, not a curated record. Gene Ontology annotation, biological process: neuropeptide signaling pathway. Gene Ontology annotation, cellular component: membrane. Gene Ontology annotation, molecular function: neuropeptide Y receptor activity. The transcript is spliced from 2 exons. NCBI's taxonomy places the organism in Eukaryota, Metazoa, Arthropoda, Insecta, Diptera, Calliphoridae.
UGUUACAGUCAUAUUGGAAUAAUAUAAAAUCUAAAAAAAAAAUCAAAUUGGAAUUGAAAUAAAUUAAAGAGAAUACAUAUGUAUGUACGAACAAAUAUUUGAAAUUUUUUAAUUAUAAAACUGUAAGAGGAUUAAUACUACAUAUCCAUUCAUUCACCUAUAAAUCAUCCAAUACUUGUUUGGCAAACAAACCACGAAAAGUUUACAAACAUUCUUUGCAACAAGGAAAUAAAAUCCAGGAAAACAGCAUGUUAAAUAGAGAAAGAAUAGGGAGUACAGAAUUAAAUACAAAUUCCAUUGAUGUAAUGAAAAUAUUUAAUGAAAAUACCAAACCCAAAACAAUUUUAAAUUGUCUAAAAAAACUUAAACACAAAAUAAACGUAAUAGUGACCAAUUUAAUAUAAAAUAAGUACUAGAGCACAGAAUGAAGUGGAUAGAUGCUAGAGUAGAUUCGUAAUUAAAAAAAAAAAAAUUAACAUGAAUUUAAUUGGAAAAACUACAAUAAACAAAAAAACCUGAGCAGCAACAGCCAUUUGAAAAUAGAACGUUACAGCAAGUGCUCUUGAGUUAAUUAUUAACGGUCUCGUAGAUAGAGAGAGUGCGAGAUACAUAACAGUCAAUACAAUUUUACAACUAAAUACACGCCACACAAUAGAAGGUGUAACUGUGGGUGUAGCAAGUAGUAGAGGCUGUGUGUUUGUGUGAGCUUACAGACGAAUAUUAAAAUGGAGUAUUUCUUGCGUGAAUAUGCGGCACGCAGUAUAUUGCCUCAUUUGAAUAUGGCAGCUAAGAGUAUAAAUAAUGAAAAAGGCAACAGCAACACGAACAUAAACAACAACAAUGACUACUAUCAUGAAGCGAUAAACACAACUGCAACAACAUUAAUUGAGAGUGUUAGCAACAACUAUAACAAUAGUUUUAUUAUAAACCCAGGAGAUUCUGGUGAAGGAGGAGGAGGAGAAGGCGUCGUUGGUGGAGUGGGUAGUGGCAGCAACAGUGAUAAUUUAUAUUUUAUACAACCUCAACAACAAUUGCUCGUGGAUGUUUUUAGUAGUCCUGGCAGCAGCAGUCAACAUAAUGUGGGUGUUGGCAAUCAAUAUGAAGAUUAUAUUGAAUAUUUGAACAACGACACUUCCUCGCCGGCCUCACAACUAAUAGCAAGUACGCCAUCCUCAUCAUCGCCCGCCCUACAUUUGUUGGCCUCUCUGGCCAGUGUUACCACCACCACAAUAUCCUCUAUAACCCACCAAAUAAAAGAACAGACAGAAGAAUCUUUUCACGACUACAUCAACAACCAUUUCCUCAACAACGAAACAGCAUAUGCAUCCUUUUCCUGCGAUGGUGAAUCACAAACAUUAAGUGCUUUAAAUUCCUCCCUGGUUGAUGGUGACAAUGGCAGUGCUGCUGCUGGUGGUGAUGAUGGUGAUGAGGCUUUAUCGAGUGUUUACUUUAAGACCGCCGUCUAUUUAUUGUACAUUCCAAUUUUCGUGUUUGCUCUUUUGGGCAACGGCACCGUCUGCUACAUCGUCCAGUCAACGCCACGCAUGCGCACCGUUACAAAUUAUUUUAUUGCCAAUUUAGCUGUGGGUGAUAUAUUGAUGUCUCUAUUUUGUGUUCCCUCCUCAUUCAUAUCGAUAUUCAUUUUGGGCUAUUGGCCAUUUGGCAUAGUGCUGUGUCAUCUGGUCAACUAUUCGCAAGCUGUGUCGGUGCUAGUGAGCGCUUAUACAUUGGUGGCCAUAUCAAUAGAUCGUUACAUUGCGAUAAUGUGGCCGCUGCGACCGCGCAUAACAAAGAGGUAA